Molecule: messenger RNA, 675 nt
Organism: Schizophyllum commune H4-8
Lineage: Eukaryota; Fungi; Basidiomycota; Agaricomycetes; Agaricales; Schizophyllaceae
Exons: 3
Coding region: 5-463 (152 amino acids)
Cellular component (GO): mitochondrion
Source: RefSeq, a predicted model, not a curated record
AACGAUGAACACGGCCAUUCUCCGUCGCGCUGGUGGCGGCCGCGCUCUGGCGCGGCGCCUCGCUGCUGCCCCGCGUGCCGCCCCCGCUGUUGUCAGGAACUACGGCGACAAAGCAAAGUCGACGGAAGAGCUCUUCGAGACACCGCCCCUCCCGCUCAACAAGCAGUACCGCGCGCCGAAGGGCUGGGACGACCCGCAGAUGCGUCGCAACUUUGGCGAUCCGAUGCACGAGCAGGAAGAGCUUGUGUCAAUGUGGGGUCCGGAUAUCCCUGUCAUUGACCCCUCCAUCGCCUUGAGGCACUUCACCAUCGCCUUCAGCAUCUUUGCUGGCAUCUACGCCCUCUCUUGCGCCGCCUCCCCUCAAAUUCCUGCCAUCCGCCGUGAAUACCCGCAUGAUGGCCUGAAGAACGCUUUCGGAGGCUACGAUCAGGCGCGGCCAGAGAGCAUUGAGGAAGAAGAUUGAGUAGCAUGCCAUCCAAUGCAAUACAUCCUUUUCGCACUGCUAGAAGCAACGCGGCGCGAAGUCGCACUGGAAGCCCGAAUAUUGUCCUUUCGCGAAUGAACGUUCUUUUACCGUCCUUCCUCCCCACAAUCUGCCUGCGAGGGUAUCGGGGUCUACGCAAGAUAAUAUGCCUGAUAGCCUCUGCUCUGUCCCUGGAUCGUGACCAGACGUUG